GUCUGGGUUAAGAGAGUCUGUUUAAUUUUUAGGACACCUCUGCAUCUGGCUUCGGCCAAUGGCCAUGCAGAUGUCGUCAGAUAUCUGCUAAGGAAGAACAGCCAGCCCAACCUCGCUGACAGCUUCAAGAGAACGGCCCUGAUGAAGGCAGUCCAGCAGGAGCAGGAAGAAUGUGUUGCUGUUCUGCUGGAACACGGUGCCGACCCCAAUCUGGCAGACGCUGACGGCAACACUGCCCUUCACCUGGCUGUCCUCUCUAAAAACACAGCUGUAGCAGGGCUGUUACUGGAGCAUCAUGCCAACAGUGAUGCUCAGAACCAGUGGGGAUUUACCCCCUUCAAACUUGCAGCCUUGCAAGAGCACGAGGAGAUUCUGGAGUGCCUUGUGAACAAAGCAGCUGACAGGCCUGCUCAAGCCCAGGGGGAAAGGACUGCUCUUGUGGUUCCUGGAAGCCAUGAGGCUCACCUGGAGGAAGAUAAUCUGCGCUUGCAGGAGGAGCUGGACAGGGCUGGCGCGGAGCUGAGGGAGGAGGAAGAAAAGCAUCUUCAGUCUGAGCAUUGUGUUCCUGACUUGAAGACUGCUUUGGAUGCCAAGAAAAGAGAGGCAGUAACUUCUUCCCAGGAACUGCAGGACCUCCUGUUGGCAUCUUGUGAGACCAAUCCGACUGUGAACCAACUGGAAGAAGACGCGCAAGACUUUGCAAGUGAAAAGAGCAGAUUGGAAGGCACUGUCCAGCAGCCAAGCGAUGGCGUUGAAGCCCUUCCGAGAGCCCUGCAAGCCUCUGCCUCAGGUGGUGAACUUUCCCAGCAGCUGGACAUGGAGCCUGGAACAGGCAUGCAGCUCGAGGCCCUAAACCAGGCUUUGCAAGAAGAGCUGUCCACUCUGCUUGGGAAGUGUGAACAACUGGAGAAGAGCAAAUGUCAGCUGCAAGAAGAGGUGACAAAACACCACCACCAUUUGGAGACUUUGGUGCUGGAUGGCAGCCAAAGAGAACAAUGUACAAGAGAGGUGGCAGAAGGAGCUGACCAGGAAAGAAGUGCAAAGCUACAAGAGGUCAGCCUCGUUUUGCAAGCACAGGCAGCCCACCAGGCCCCACUAGGACAAACUGGAGACAGUCAUUGUGAUUCCAUGAGAAUCCAGUUGGAAGAAAGAAUUAGAAAUCUGGAAAGUGAAUUGGAGAGGAUCAAAACCAACCAAGAAGAGAGUGCUUCUCGUAAAGAAGCAACACAGGGAGAGAUGGAAAGGUACAAAGAGCUGUAUGUGGAGGAAGUUAAAACCAGAAGAUGCCUUGCCAAGAAACUGGAAAGGCUGGAAAAGCUUCUGAGGAUAGAGAGGAGGAAACUCCGGGUUAAUGAAGAGAAAGGAAGUCAGUCCCAGCUGGAAGAAAUGAAGAAGAGAUAUUCUGAAAAGGUCAAGGAAGUUGAUAGAUUCCAAAGAGAGGUGAGCUGCGCUCUGGGUGGGGCUCUUUGGUUGUGGUGUUCCUUCUUUUGA
Molecule: messenger RNA, 1491 nt
Organism: Manacus vitellinus (golden-collared manakin)
Lineage: Eukaryota; Metazoa; Chordata; Aves; Passeriformes; Pipridae
Product: ankyrin repeat domain-containing protein 26-like
Exons: 9
Coding region: 142-1491 (449 amino acids)
Molecular function (GO): protein binding
Source: RefSeq, a predicted model, not a curated record